AAUGUACCUAUCACCGUAGGCUAACAGCAGUAGGCGGUUGUCAGUACAUCAGCAAGCGUAAUCCUCCUAAAGUAACUUGUACAAAGUUUCAGGGAUUAUCCAAAAUGUAGUAUUUAUAAAUAUCGCAUUCAAUAUUAAUGUAGGAGUUACCGUUGAGCGACUUGUCUUAAAAGCUACGAAACUGCGAGUGUUGACAGGAACACACGCCUAUGUUGAUACAGUAUGAAUAAUUUACAGUUCACUUUAAUUGUUGAACGUAACGGAACCAAAGCAGGACGGCCUCUCUUCAAGGCAAUAUAAAUUCUUACUGAAGGCGGACUUCCAAUAGAAUUACGAGGCUGAGAUAUCAGACAGCUCCCGCCAAUAGAUACGGUGACUACUGUAUUGUGUGAUCAGCCAGGCAAAGUACACUUUGUCAUUGAAACGGAAACUCUUACUGUGCAAACCAAUCGCUACCAGAAAAGAUUCUACUGAGAUGAGACUACAGACCUGGGUGCUGCUAUACAUUCUGCUUCCUUUCGUUGCCAUGGUUUCUAGUAUACCUCUCUAUGGGGACAUGGCGAUAUAUACAGACAAGCGCUCAGCAAACAGAGACUAUGCUGACAGCAUUGAUGAUAUCUUGAGUACAUUAAUAGCAACACAAGACCUAGGAAGAGAUAGACGUGGGUUUACCCCAGACGUAGGUUUAGGAUCCAGGUGGGCGUCUAUAGAGCAGCUCACCAAUCAGCUCUUAGCCCGUGAGCAUCUUAACAGCGGAAAUUCCCCAGGCCGGAGGUAGUUCAAACACAGUGGUCAAUUGACGACAAAAUAUCUUUUUUUCAUAUAACUAUAACAUGCAACAUUUAAGAAUAAAAAUGAAUGUUUUCACA
Molecule: messenger RNA, 869 nt
Organism: Pecten maximus
Lineage: Eukaryota; Metazoa; Mollusca; Bivalvia; Pectinida; Pectinidae
Exons: 5
Coding region: 476-778 (100 amino acids)
Source: RefSeq, a predicted model, not a curated record